Molecule: messenger RNA, 1181 nt
Organism: Sorghum bicolor (sorghum)
Lineage: Eukaryota; Viridiplantae; Streptophyta; Magnoliopsida; Poales; Poaceae
Product: U-box domain-containing protein 35
Exons: 4
Coding region: 114-1007 (297 amino acids)
Source: RefSeq, a predicted model, not a curated record
CCGCGGCCCUUCAUCAGCAGGGGAGGACACACAGAGCGUGUCACCAGGCUAGAGGCUCCGGACGACGACUCCUGCUCGUCUUCACAUUCUUCUAAUACCUCGCUCGCCCGGGUAUGGCAGAGUCCGGUGGCGGCGGCGGCGGCGUAGAGGACGCCGGCUGCCUGCCACCGAGCCACACAAACAACGGUGGUGAUGGCGCCGGAAACCUGCCGCCGAGCCACGCCAACGGCGGUGGUGAUGGCGCCGGCAGCACGUGGGAGAUAGAGGAGCUGGAGGAGCCGGACGAUCGGCCGCCGCGGAGCGUCGCCGUCGCCGCGGCCUCCACCGCGUCCUCCGGUGCCGACGACGACGUGUACGUGGCGGUCGGCAAGGGCGGCUCCAGCAUGGCCGCGCUGUCCUGGGCGCUCCGACGGCUCACCAAGCCGCGGAGCUUCGUCUACCUCGUGCACGUCUUCCCCGUCGUCACCAGCAUCCCCACCCCAUUAGGAAUGAUGCCUAAGAGCCAAGCAAGCCCAGAGCAGAUCGAAACUUACUUGAAUCAAGAGAGAUCAAAGAGGCGACAGAUGCUGCAGAAAUUCUUGGACCAGUGCCGCAAAUUUCAGGUUACCGUUGAUGUGUACCUCAUCGAGAGCGAUCAGAUUGCUAAUGCAAUCAUCGAACUUGUUCCUAUUCUGCACAUUAAACUGCUAGUGUUAGGGGUUUCAAAGUCAAAUGUGCGGAAGAUGAAGAGAGGAACCACAAUAGCAGGACAGGUACAGAAGAGCACACCCCUCUACUGUGAAGUCAAGAUCAUCUGCGAUGGCAAAGAGGUGACGACGGAGACGACCGCUGACCCAACACCACCACUGUCACCUUCUCCUGUUAACAACAACAGCAGAUCCAACAACCCGACACCACCAUCAUCUACACCAAAUCACGAUAAAACAGGUGCAAAUGGUGACAGAAAAUACAAUGAACCCAGAGAGAGAAAGAAAAUCACAAAGUUUCUGAGAUGUUUCUCGUUAUGAUUAUUUGUCAUGUUCCUGUUUCAUUUACCUUCUCAGAGCUAGCACACUGUAUGCAUCAUGAUUGGACAGUAUAAGUUUGUGAUUAUCAUUUUUGCCAAUGCUUCUGUUACUGGAAGUUCUUGACUUCUUGUGUACAAAAAGAGAUUUUCAUGUACAUGUGGAAACCUUUUAGCA